Messenger RNA from Callorhinus ursinus (northern fur seal), 2152 nucleotides. It is a transcript of the gene DPYSL2, whose product is annotated as dihydropyrimidinase like 2. Gene Ontology annotation, molecular function: hydrolase activity, acting on carbon-nitrogen (but not peptide) bonds, in cyclic amides. Gene Ontology annotation, cellular component: cytoplasm; cytosol. The record is from RefSeq and is a predicted model, not a curated record. Lineage: Eukaryota; Metazoa; Chordata; Mammalia; Carnivora; Otariidae.
GAAGCGGAUGGCUUUUGCCUGAGAGGAAAGGGAGUGGCUGGCGGCGCAUGCGCCGCGGUGGCCGACUUGAACCGAGGCUUUUAUUGCUGUAGUUUAUUUCCACCCCUUCCCUCCUGUUCUCUCUCUCUCUCUUUCUUUUUUUUCCGCCCUAGCUGGGGCUGUGUUGGAGCAGAGGAAGAAAGGGAGACAGAGGAUUGCAUUUAUCCCUUCCGUUCCUGAAAUCUGCUAUCAGCAAGACCAGCUAAGGGGUUGCAGCUUUUUCAAUCCUGCAAAAAAUACCAUCUCUUUCCUGGCAAUUUUUGCUUAAAAGCUGUCCUCUUGAAAUUAUUUUUUUCCCAGGAGAGAGAUGUCUUAUCAGGGGAAGAAAAAUAUUCCACGCAUCACGAGCGAUCGUCUUCUGAUCAAAGGAGGUAAAAUCGUUAAUGAUGACCAGUCAUUCUAUGCGGACAUAUACAUGGAAGAUGGGUUGAUCAAGCAAAUAGGGGAAAACCUGAUCGUGCCAGGAGGGGUGAAGACCAUCGAAGCCCAUUCUAGGAUGGUGAUCCCUGGAGGGAUUGAUGUCCAUACCCGCUUCCAGAUGCCUGACCAAGGAAUGACCUCCGCCGAUGACUUCUUUCAAGGCACGAAGGCAGCCCUGGCUGGGGGAACCACCAUGAUCAUUGACCAUGUCGUGCCCGAGCCCGGGACAAGCCUGCUGGCAGCCUUCGACCAAUGGAGGGAAUGGGCUGACAGCAAGUCCUGCUGUGACUACUCUCUGCACGUGGACAUCACUGAGUGGCAUAAGGGCAUCCAAGAGGAGAUGGAGGCCCUGGUGAAGGACCACGGGGUAAAUUCCUUCCUCGUGUAUAUGGCUUUCAAGGAUCGCUUCCAGCUAACUGAUUCCCAGAUCUAUGAAGUCCUGAGCGUGAUCCGGGAUAUCGGGGCGAUCGCGCAAGUCCACGCAGAAAACGGUGACAUCAUUGCAGAGGAACAGCAGAGGAUCCUGGAUCUGGGCAUCACGGGCCCCGAGGGACAUGUGCUGAGCCGGCCUGAGGAGGUCGAGGCCGAAGCCGUGAAUCGCUCGAUUACCAUCGCCAACCAGACCAACUGCCCCCUGUACGUCACCAAGGUGAUGAGCAAGAGCGCGGCCGAAGUCAUCGCCCAGGCCCGGAAAAAGGGAACCGUGGUGUAUGGUGAGCCCAUCACCGCCAGCCUGGGGACUGAUGGCUCCCACUACUGGAGCAAGAACUGGGCCAAGGCCGCUGCUUUUGUCACCUCCCCACCCCUGAGCCCUGACCCGACCACUCCGGACUUUCUGAACUCCUUGCUGUCCUGCGGAGAUCUGCAGGUCACUGGCAGUGCCCAUUGUACAUUCAACACUGCCCAGAAGGCUGUAGGAAAGGACAACUUCACCCUGAUCCCCGAAGGUACCAACGGCACCGAGGAACGAAUGUCCGUCAUCUGGGAUAAGGCUGUGGUCACUGGGAAGAUGGACGAGAACCAGUUUGUGGCUGUCACCAGCACCAAUGCAGCCAAAGUCUUCAACCUUUACCCUCGGAAAGGCCGCAUUGCUGUGGGAUCCGAUGCUGACCUGGUCAUCUGGGACCCCGACAGCGUUAAAACCAUCUCUGCCAAGACGCACAACAGUUCUCUCGAGUACAACAUCUUCGAGGGCAUGGAGUGCCGUGGCUCUCCACUGGUGGUCAUCAGCCAGGGGAAGAUCGUCCUGGAGGAUGGCACCCUUCAUGUCACUGAAGGCUCUGGGCGCUACAUCCCCCGGAAGCCCUUCCCUGAUUUUGUUUACAAGCGUAUCAAGGCGAGGAGCAGACUGGCAGAACUGAGAGGGGUUCCUCGUGGCCUUUACGACGGACCUGUGUGCGAGGUGUCUGUGACACCCAAGACAGUCACUCCGGCCUCCUCGGCUAAGACGUCUCCUGCCAAGCAGCAGGCCCCACCUGUCCGGAACCUGCACCAGUCUGGAUUCAGCUUGUCCGGUGCCCAGAUUGACGACAACAUUCCCCGCCGCACCACCCAGCGCAUCGUGGCUCCCCCUGGUGGCCGUGCCAACAUCACCAGCCUGGGCUAGAGGCCCGGGUCGCAGCCUGCUUGGGGACGGGGGAAUGGGACACCUGAGGACAUUCUGAGACUUCCUUCCUAACUUUUUUUUUUUUUU